This is a messenger RNA of Python bivittatus (Burmese python), 3470 nucleotides long. RefSeq names its product reticulophagy regulator family member 3 (gene RETREG3). Gene Ontology annotation, biological process: reticulophagy. Lineage: Eukaryota; Metazoa; Chordata; Lepidosauria; Squamata; Pythonidae. The record is from RefSeq and is a predicted model, not a curated record.
GCGCUGACAGCUCGGCAGGCCACGCUCACCUGGGAGAGGCCGGCAAGGGGCGCUCUUGGCUGGGUUGGCGCGCAUGCAGUUUUCGGGUUUUUUGCCCUGACGUCUCUUCAUCUGAUAUUCUUAGUUGCAUUCACCCUAAUACUAAUAAUAUGUUUAGAUCAGUGGAAGAAUAGAAUCUGGCCUGAAAUAAAAGCAAUAAGACCUGAUGAACUAGACAAUGAAAGUUGGGGCUAUGUCCAUCCUCGACUUCUGAGUGUGCCUGAACUAUGCCACUAUUUGGCAGAAGGAUGGAUCACAGGAGACAGCUUCAUGAGGAGCCUGCUGAGUUUCAAAAAGCAAAAUCCUGGCAAGUUCUGCCUUCUAGCCUGUGGUGUCCUUACAUUUUUGGCUGUGUUAGGACAGUACAUUCCGGGCGUCUGUCUUGCCUAUCUUACAAUGCUUUCUCUCUUAUUGUGGCCACUUGCUGUAUACCACCACCUGGGUCAACGUCUGUACACCAGACUACAGCCAGCUCUGCAACGGUUGGACUUCAGUGUUCGUGGCUAUAUGAUGUCCAAACAUAAGGAGAGACAGUCACGUCACCAUAUGCGGAGGGAGCAUCCUGCUGGUGCUGAUGAGAGUGACAGUGAAGAAGAGCUUGCUGCUUUUUGUCCUAAGUUGGAUGAUGCAGUGGUUGCCAAGCAGCUGACUAUCUCUGACUCUGAGCACUCUGAUGCAGAAGUAUCUUAUACUGAAAAUGGGACUUUCAAUUUAUCACGGGGCCAAACACCAUUGACAGAAGGUUCUGAAGACUUUGAUGGCCACAGUGAUCCAGAGGAAUCUUUUGCUCGAGAUCUUCCAGAUUUCCCUUCUAUCAACCCUGAGAUGACAGGCAUAGAUGAUGAGGAUGACACCAGCAUUGGCAUUCCAAGCCUUGCCUCCCGUAACCAGGCCCAGGAAGAGAGCCAACUGUCUUAUAACCAGGAAGCAGUGACUUCAGAGUUCCUCCUGAGUGAGCUGCCAUUAAUGCACAACCUGACAGAUGACUUAGCUGGCUUUGUGACCAGGGGAAUGAUCCAGCUGGCCUUGUCAGGAACUUCCCAGUCAGGUUCUAUGCAUAGCAACAGACAGCAGCAAAGUGCCAAGGCCUUCCUUCGGACCUCCAGCUCAGAGCUGGAUACAGACGCUGAAGGGGAUGAUUUUGAACUGUUGGAUCAAUCAGAGCUGAAUCAGAUGGAUCCUUCCAAUUCCCGUGGUCAAUAAACAGUUGUCUGUCGUUUGUUUUCUGGCUCCUUUUUCUCAUGGAGCAGAGUUAGAAGAGCCCAGUGCAGGAAUAAGAUAGUAUCCUACAAUUUUUGGUGUAUAAUCUGGCUUGGCAAAUUUGGAAAAUUGUAUAAAUUUUAGAACAAAAGACUGCUAUGGCAGAAUCAGAACAAUUUGACUGUUGGAUUUGCUAUGACCUACACCUUCCUAGUUUGCCAUGUGUUGUGCUCUUAGUUCAAAAUGAAAAAAUCUUGCUGUUUCUGUUUUAUUAAAUGGGCCCCAGUGACAGGCUUCAGAUCUUGAGAAACAAAGAAGUCAAGCAUCAGAAAUUGUCUUGCAUUUAAGACACAAACCAAGUUCUUGAGCAACGCAGGUGAUUUUUUUUUCCCAGCUUCUGAUUUAGAAUUUAAAUUUUCAGAACUACUAGAAAUAUAUAUACUGGGUAUGUGUUUGCAUCUGUGUAUACACACACACAUACACACACAUAUACAUAUAUAUAAGUCCCUGACACCCCAGAGGUAUUAGAAACUACUUCUACCUCUAGUAAGUAUUUGCAUGUAAUGAUUCCAAAUCCAUAAUUUUUUAAACCCUUGAACUCUUGUUGGGCUGUUCUUGCACAAAGUAAUGGCAAUAAUACAGACACACACACCUCUAUAACCUUUUGAAUGAAGAUUUCUAUAUUGAAAGAAUACCUUCUCUCCAUCACAGUUCCAUGAAAGAAUUAACCUGUUUCACUCUAGAAGUCAUCAAGUCUCUCUGAUCUGAGUAUAUUGAUUUCCAAAUUGGAAUAUGGGAUCUGUAUUACUUAUAGAUACCUAGCAAGCAACCUGUCAUUCUGACCUGUCCCUCUAUUGUUGACAUGCCCCUGAUUCAUGUUAUCUGUAACUGUUUAGCUCCCAGAUGAAUCACCUGUUCUGAAGAAAAAUAUACUGCUGUUAAGGAAGCUAAUUGAUUUCCACUGAAAGAUGAUAAGGCUAGAAUCCCAAGGACAACUGCUCCAAGCUUUGUGUGCAGUUUUUAAAACAUAAAAGUGGGGUACCCUGCUUAAUGAUAAUUCUUUUGUGAAAAUCCCCCAGGAAUACAAAAUGGGAACAAAAUUGCAUCAAAGGGAAAGGAGGCAUGUGCAAUUUUGGUAUGGCAGGAAUGCUGUAUUUUAAACUAUUUGAAGACCAAAUUCACCAGGCUUAAUAACAGAAAUGACGGUAUAUCUUAGUUGUACCGUUUGCGUUACUGUGAAGAUACAUUCCUCAAAAAUAAAACAUCUACUAAUAGUAUAUAGAUGUUACUAAUACUAUGGCACCAGGUCUGUUCAGAAUACUGCUGACAUCUGAGUAAAACCUGCAAAGGAUUUUUCUUCUGCUGCAUUCAUCUUAAACAGCUUUUCAGACCUACAAAAAACAAGCCUUCUUUCAACAGUUCAUACUGUGAGGAGCUUGUGAGUUAAUUAUCCUAGUGCUUUGUAUCUUCUUAUACAGAACUCUGUAUCCAAACUAUUUCAGUUUCUAUACUUUAGAAGUUGGAAGAUUGUACCUUAGAAGUAAUUAUCCUUGAUGCAAAGCCAUCCUGGUGAUUCUCUGUGAACAAAAGAGAGACUUGAAUAAAUGCUGUGCUUUUAUAUUUUAAACAUUUAUUUAGAUUAUUUGAACUUAUGACAACUUGUGCAUCUGCUGAAUUGAACAAUUUGCAUAUCCAGUUAGAGGGUCAUGCUCCAUGUUUCUGUAGUACCAAGUCAAUAUGCAUCAUUUUUGCAGGCUCAAUAGUUUAGAAGUUUACAUUUUUUUCCCAACAUACAGAAUUUAAAGACUUUCGUAAAAUACUGCCUAUUGUUUUAUUGGCCAAUAGUACUGUGAUGUUGAUGCUAUAUGACUAAUAGCACAUUCUUGCAGAAAAUAUUUGAGAAGGUUGUAAAUUUAAAACAGCUUGGUUUGGGUAGCAUUUGUGUGGCAAUAUCAUGGUAUUUAACUGCCUUUUUUUAGUGUUUACAAAUCAGCCAAUAUUGUGGAAUUUCUAGAGUAAAUUGUCGCAUUGGAGAAGUUUUUAAAGUAAAAUGCUGAUAAUUUUUGAAAUGGAAAACUGACAUUAGAUUUUAUGUGAUGUGGAUUAGAACAAAGUUUAGUGCAAUAAGACAACCAAACACCCCUUCUCCAUUGUAUCAAUAGUUAAACAUAUUUUAAUUUUUUUGUUGAGUGUUUCUUUCUGCUGUAACUGAUGCAAAAUAAAGAAUUUGA